UGAUUUCCUGCAUAUUCUGAGACAUAACAUAAAAAAAAAAAUUUUUUUUUUUCACAUUUUAAAACAGAGUCAUAUCUAGAGAUAGUUUACAACUUAUAGAAACCACCUAAAUAAAAAGUAUAUCAUAAUGGGUAAAUCAGGUAAAGGUAAAGGAGGUAAGAAUAGAAGAAGAGGAAAGAACGAUAACUCUGGACAAAAGAGAGAAUUGAUCUUGAAAGAAGAAGGUCAAGAAUAUGGUCAAAUCACUAAGAUGUUAGGUAAUGGAAGAAUUGAAGUUAGUUGUUUUGAUACAAUUAAAAGAAUGGGUCAUAUUAGAGGUAAAUUAAGAAAGAAGGUUUGGAUGGGUCAAGGUGAUAUCAUUUUAGUUUCUUUAAGAGAUUUCCAAGAUGAUCAAUGUGAUGUGGUUCAUAAAUAUAAUUCUGAUGAAGCCAGAACUUUAAAGAGUAUUGGUGAAUUACCUGAAAAUGCUAAGAUUAAUGAAACUGAUACCUUUGGUGCUGAUGAUGAUGAAGAUGUCAACUUCGAAUUCGGUGCUGAUGAUGAUGAUGAUGAUGAUGAAGAUGAUGAUGAGUUAGAUAUUGAUGAUAUUUAAACAAGUAACUUUUAUUGUUUGUUACUAGAUAUUAUACCAAGUUAUUAUCGAAAGAGAGAAAGCAUGUUGCAUAUUUUUUAAAGUGAAGAUGAUGAUACAUAAGUAGUCAUUAAACGAACCCACUUCACUAUCACCAUCACCCAUCAUAUUGUAUU
This is a messenger RNA of Scheffersomyces coipomensis, 747 nucleotides long. It is a transcript of the gene TIF11, whose product is annotated as Tif11p. Gene Ontology annotation, biological process: translational initiation. Bases 128 to 592 code for a protein of 154 amino acids. NCBI's taxonomy places the organism in Eukaryota, Fungi, Ascomycota, Pichiomycetes, Serinales, Debaryomycetaceae. The record is from RefSeq and is a predicted model, not a curated record. Gene Ontology annotation, molecular function: RNA binding; translation initiation factor activity. Gene Ontology annotation, cellular component: cytoplasm. The transcript has a single exon.